Messenger RNA from Panicum virgatum (switchgrass), 678 nucleotides. RefSeq names its product tetraspanin-8-like. Gene Ontology annotation, biological process: auxin-activated signaling pathway. Gene Ontology annotation, cellular component: plasma membrane; plasmodesma. NCBI's taxonomy places the organism in Eukaryota, Viridiplantae, Streptophyta, Magnoliopsida, Poales, Poaceae. The record is from RefSeq and is a predicted model, not a curated record. Bases 1 to 678 code for a protein of 225 amino acids. The transcript has 2 exons.
AUGGGGCUCGUCCCCCAGACCUUCAGCGCCCCCAACGCCUACGCCGUGCUCAUAUUGAUCGGGAUCCUCUUCGUCGUCUCCUGUAUCGCGGGGCACGUCGGCAACCGCUCCAGGUCCACCUGGCUGCUCGGGGUCCACCUCCACAGCUUGUUCGCCUUGUUCGUCAUCCUCUUCCUCAUCACCGUCUUCUCAGCAAUCGCCGUCUACAAGGGCGCCGGGGAGGACGACAGUGCCUGGUACGAGAGAGGGUCCAAGGACUGCAGCUUGGCCAGGGUGUGGGAGAAGCAGGUCGUCCAGGACUACAUUGGACACUCCAAUGUUUGCAAGAGCCUGGAAGCCAACAACGGCGCCGCCGCCUACGACGACGGCUCCGACUAUGCCAUCAAGUCCGGCUGCUGCAAGCCCCCCACCUGCUGCAACUUCGUCUACCUCGGCGGCACAACGUGGGUUGCGACCACCCAGGGCAGCAUCUGCACCAAGGAUGUAGACUGCAGAACAUGGAGCAACGACGCCGCAAAACUCUGCUACAACUGCCUGUCGUGCAAGGCCGCUGUGUUGGCCACGGCAGAACGGGAGAUAAAGACUGGGGUCAUCUUCAGCAUCGUCUUCCUCUUUUAUAUCAUAUUCGCCUACUCCAUUGCAGCACGUCGCCUCUCGCAUACCCUCAGGGAAAUGUAG